AACAGACGGUGCCGGUCGGGUUAAAGCCACCGCGUGGGCGCUAGCAAUUGGCUACCGACAUCUGAAAAGGACUAAAAACAAAAUAUAUAAUUAAAAAUAAAAACCCCAAAGGGAGGGAACGGGAACCACGUCGUCAAUCCUGUGACCCCUGACACUGACUUUCGCCUCAUCUCAUCCCAUCCACCACCCAUUGAUUGAUUCAACUGCCCCAACCUUUCUUUCUUUCCCACCGCACUGUACUGCUCCUCUCUGCUCUCCUUCUUCCAUUCCAUCUCUUUGCUUUAAUACAAAAACCCAUUCCCCACUUCCCAGCUCCUUUUUCUUUAGCUGUCAUCGCCGCCGCGCUGCCGUGAUCCGUUGCCGGCCGCUCCUGAAUUCCCAGUUAAGAACAUGGCGCAAAUCCUGUUGCAUGGCACUUUACAUGUUACCGUCUACGAGGUUGAUAAGCUUCCUGGCGGUGGUGGAGGUGGGCACAACUUCUUAAAGAAGCAGCUUGUCGAUAACAUCGGGGAGAAAGUUGGGAUUGGGAACGGAAUAACUAAAAUGUAUGCAACCAUUGAUCUGGAGAGGGCUAGGGUGGGAAGAACCAGACUUCUAGAAAAUGAGCCGAGCAAUCCAAGGUGGUAUGAAUCUUUCCAUAUCUACUGUGGCCAUAUGGCUUCCAAUGUUGUCUUCUCUGUCAAGGACGACAACCCUAUUGGCGCAACAUUGAUUGGAAGGGCAUAUGUACCUGUUACGGAGAUCCUUGAUGGUGAAGAGAUAGAUCGUUGGGUUGAGAUAUUGGAUGAGGACAAAAACCCAAUUGAGGCGGGUUCUAAGAUCCAUGUGAAGCUACAAUACUUUGAUGUGGCAAAAGACUACAAUUGGGCUCGAGGCAUCAAAAGCGCCAAGUUCCCUGGUGUACCUUACACAUUCUUCUCUCAGAGACAAGGUUGCAAAGUGUCUCUCUACCAAGAUGCUCACGUCCCCGAUAAUUUUAUUCCCAAAAUCCCACUUGCAGGAGGAAAUUACUAUGAGCCUCAUAGGUGCUGGGAAGAUAUUUUUGAUGCUAUAACAAAUGCAAAGCACUUGAUCUACAUUACUGGCUGGUCUGUCUAUACUGGGAUCAGCUUGGUAAGGGAUUCCAGGAGGCCGAAGCCAGGGGGUGACAUAAUGCUCGGUGAACUGCUGAAGAAGAAGGCAAAUGAAGGCGUUCGGGUUCUUAUGCUUGUUUGGGAUGAUAGAACAUCUGUUGGCCUGCUUAAAAAGGAUGGUCUGAUGGCCACUCAUGAUGAAGAAACCGCACAGUACUUCGAAAACACUGAUGUGAAUUGCGUUUUGUGUCCCCGAAACCCCGAUGAUGGUGGAAGCUUUGUUCAAGAUCUUCAAAUUUCCACAAUGUUUACUCAUCACCAGAAGAUUGUUGUUGUGGACCAUGAUAUGCCAAAUGGUAGCUCAGAAAGGAGAAGAAUCGUUAGUUUUGUUGGUGGAAUUGAUCUUUGUGAUGGCAGAUAUGAUAGUCCCUUCCACUCUUUGUUCAGGACAUUGGAUACAGCUCAUCACGAUGACUUCCAUCAACCCAACUUUGAAGGUGCUGCAAUAACAAAAGGUGGGCCCAGAGAACCUUGGCAUGACAUCCACUCUCGCCUAGAAGGGCCUAUUGCUUGGGACGUACUGUACAACUUUGAGCAGAGAUGGAGAAAGCAAGGUGGUAAAGAUGUGCUUGUUCAGCUGAGGGACAUGGAAGAUGUAAUUAUUCCUCCGUCUCCAGUCACUUAUCCUGAUGAUCGCGAGACAUGGAAUGUGCAGCUGUUUAGGUCCAUUGAUGGUGGAGCUUGUUUUGGCUUCCCAGAGACUCCUGAAGAUGCUGCUAGGGCUGGGCUUAUUAGUGGGAAGGAUAAUAUCAUUGACCGGAGUAUUCAAGAUGCAUAUAUCAACGCCAUUCGAAGGGCAAAGAAUUUUAUCUAUAUUGAGAACCAGUACUUCCUUGGCAGUUCUUUCGGUUGGGCAGCUGAUGAUGUCAAGGUUGAGGACCUUAAUUGCCUACAUCUGAUUCCGAAGGAGUUGUCACUGAAGAUAGUCAGCAAGAUUGAGGCAGGGGAGAGAUUUACUGUGUACGUGGUUGUUCCAAUGUGGCCAGAGGGCAUUCCAGAGAGUGCUUCAGUUCAAGCCAUUUUGGAUUGGCAGAGGAGGACGAUGGACAUGAUGUAUCAUGAUAUUGUUCAGGCCCUGAAAGCUCAGGGUAGAGUGGAGGAUCCUCGGAACUACUUGACAUUCUUCUGCAUUGGGAACCGUGAAAUGAAGAAAAGUGGAGAGUAUGAGCCUUCGGAGAAGCCAGAGCCUGAUACAGAUUACAUUAGAGCUCAGGAAGCCAGGCGAUUUAUGAUUUAUGUUCACUCAAAGAUGAUGAUUGUUGAUGAUGAGUACAUAAUAGUUGGGUCAGCCAACAUCAACCAGCGCUCAAUGGACGGUGCGAGGGACUCUGAGAUUGCAAUGGGUGGAUACCAGCCGUAUCACUUGGCUGUCAGAGAGCCAGCACGAGGCCAGGUCCACGGGUUCCGUAUGUCACUGUGGUACGAGCACCUCGGCAUGCUUGACGACUGCUUCCUGUUCCCAGAUAGCGAGGAAUGCAUCAAGAAGGUAAACCAAGCUGCCGACAAGUAUUGGGAUCUGUACUCGAGCGAGUCGCUCGAGCAUGAUCUCCCUGGCCAUCUGCUCCGCUACCCGAUUGCCAUUGACAAUGAAGGCAACGUGACGGAGUACCCUGGUGCUGAGUUCUUCCCGGACACUAAGGCUCGGGUUCUCGGUACUAAAUCUGAUUACCUCCCACCUAUCCUCACUACAUAAAAAGGAGACCGGGCUACUUGGUUCGCCUGCAAUAUGUGAACUUUUAUGAUGGUGCUCUUGCCUUGUUUAUGAUAAACUUACUAGUUUUCCUAGCCGAAUUGCUAAAUAAAGUUUGGUGGUCUGUAUUGUCGACAGUCGUGAACGUUGUGGUGUGAGAAGUGUAUUUGAGUGUUGGGAGAUGACUAUAUAUUUAUUCAGUUUUCAGGCGACCAUGUGUCUAGAUCAGGCGGACAUGUUUGUAGAUUGCUUGUUUAAUUAUAUGUUGAUGAUUAUGUUUCUUCAUUCCCUUUAAAUAGCUGGAACUGGUAAGCUUCCAAGUACGGUUUCUCGGGAAUGGAUCAGGUCAGUAACCUUAUGGUGAGUAACCAUGAGUAACACGUC
Molecule: messenger RNA, 3207 nt
Organism: Linum tenue
Lineage: Eukaryota; Viridiplantae; Streptophyta; Magnoliopsida; Malpighiales; Linaceae
Source: the annotation of a GenBank genome assembly